Molecule: messenger RNA, 2748 nt
Organism: Lineus longissimus
Lineage: Eukaryota; Metazoa; Nemertea; Pilidiophora; Heteronemertea; Lineidae
Exons: 1
Coding region: 1-2748 (915 amino acids)
Biological process (GO): DNA integration
Molecular function (GO): nucleic acid binding
Source: RefSeq, a predicted model, not a curated record
AUGCAUGGACAGCGGACAUGGUUUCUGCCUCAUCAUGGUGUGGUGAACCCCCAAAAACCGGACAAAGUACGCGUCGUCUUUGAUGCUGCUGCGAAGACAGAUGGUGUAUCUCUGAACAGCCAACUCUUACAAGGGCCGGACUAUACCAAUAGUUUAUUGGGAGUUUUGCUGAGAUUCCGGGAGUACCACAUAGCAAUUGUCGGCGAUAUUGAGGCGAUGUUCUUACAGGUCGCAGUCCCCGAUGAAGAUUCAGACUCGCUACGGUUCUUCUGGUGGCCCGAUGGAGAUUUAGACAAGCCCCUUCAGCAGUACAAAAUGCUGAGGCACAUAUUUGGUGCCACAGACUCACCGAGUUGUUGCAACUACGCAGUGAAACGUACCGCAGAGGACAAUAAGGACCAGUAUAGUGAGGAUACAGUCACAACCGUUGAACGUGAGACGUAUGUCGAUGACCUCCUUAGGUCUCUCAACAUGACAACGCAAGAAGCCAUCCAACUGACCAUAGAAAUAAUCGACAUGCUCGCCAAGGGAGGAUUUUGUAUUACGAAGAUCUACAGUAACGUGAGAGAGAUUUUGAGGGCCAUCCCUCAGAAUGAACGAGCCAAACCUACCCUCGAUUUGGAUUUAGAUGAGCUGCCCGUCGAACGUGCCCUAGGUGUUGAAUGGAAUACUGAGGAGGACGUCUUCCAGUUCAAGGUCCAGCUGCAAGAGAAGCCGAUGACCAAACGUGGAGUGUUAUCUACCCUUUCAUCUUUGUACGAUCCCAUCGGAUUUGUUUGCCCCGUAGUCCUUGAGGCAAAGCAAAUCAUGCAGCGAUUGUGGCAAGCCAAGGUAGGAUGGGAUGAUCCCAUUCCAGAGAACGAGUUGGCAGCAUGGGAUGAUUGGCUCACCGGUCUGUCGGCGAUUUCUCGGAUCAAGAUUCCUAGAUGCUACCUCAAGUUCCAGAUUGAAGUAAAGGAAAUUAGCCUGCAUCACUUCUCUGACGCAUUAGAGAAGGGCUACGGCAUGUGUGCCUACCUAAGGAUGGUAUACCAAGAUGGGAGCAUCAGUUGUUCAUUCCUGACGGGGAGGAGUAGAUGUGCACCCUUACGUCCGAUGUCGAUUCCCAGGCUUGAGCUGCAAGCCGCAGCACUGUCAGUCAAGAUGUAUUUGACUGUCAAUGAGGAGUUGACCUACCCCAUCAAUGGAGUGGUUUUUUGGACUGACUCUAUGACAGUACUACAGUACAUUAAGAAUGAAUCCAAGCGAUUCCACACGUACGUCGCCAACCGGAUAGCUGAUAUUCGUGAUGCCACCAUUCCCAACCAGUGGAGACACUGUCCGGGAGUGUCGAACCCAUCCGACUUUGCAUCAAGGGGACUUUCCCCUCAGAAACUAGCCAGUCAAGACAGAUGGUGGAAUGGCCCAGAGUUCCUGUGGCAGGAUGAAGACCAGUGGCUGAAUAGUGAAGUCCAACCACUAGCAGAAUCUGACCCUGAGGUACGCAAGGGAAGUCAGCAGGUCUGUCAAGUCUCGACAAGGGUCAAGGACACUGAGAUGGUAGCGCCUGAACAGCAUGGAUUGAGCCGUGUAAUCCACUACUACGGUUCAUGGAAGUUUCUGCUGAGAAUGGUUGCCUGGUUGCUACGGUUCUGUCAAUGGAUCAAGGACAAGAAACAAGUCACUGUCCCAGGUGGCCUGUCUGUCGAGGAGAUUCAAGGGGCCGCCAGGGUCGUCUCUCGUAUUGUCCAAGCUGAAACCUUUGCCGAAGAGAUCGCCACAAUCAAAGCAGGGGAUGAAAUCAAGGAAGGGAGCAAACUGACCAAUCUGAGGCCAAUCGUCGUUGACGGAUUGCUCCGAGUUGGGGGUCGCUUAGAAAGAGCUGUCAUCCUAUCCUGGGACGAGAAACACCCAAUCAUUUUGCCUCGUGAUCACCCUGUGAUUGUCAGGGUCAUGCGACAUUACCACGAGAAGCUUGCUCACGCUGGUAGAGAACAGACUCUAGCCGAGUCCAGGCUAGAGUUUUGGGUUAUCCGAGGGAAAGGACCGGCUAAGUCGAUCGUCAGAAACUGCAUCAAGUGUCGUAUUGCCAACGCGCGUGUCAUGGAGCAGUUGAUGGGACAGUUACCACCCUGUCGCCUCGUACCAUACCAACCACCGUUCACAUUUACGGGAGUCGACUUCUUCGGGCCUAUGCAACUCAAGUGGGGACUCAACAAGACCAAGAUAUGUUGGGGAUGUCUAUUCACUUGCCUCAACUCACGAGCGGUGUACCUGGAAGUGGCGCCUUCAUUGAGUACGGAUGACUUCAUCAUGGUGUUGCGUCAAUUCAUCUGUCGCAGGAGGCCGCCAGAGGAGAUCAGAUCUGAUCACGUAUCCAACUUUGUGGGAGCCAAUCGGGAACUGCAGGAGUCCGUUGCUGAAUGGAAUCACGAGAAAAUCCAGAAAGAGCUACAACAGAAAGGGGUUAAAUGGGAGUUCCAUCCCCCUACUGCUGCCCAUAUGAGUGGAGUCUGGGAGAGAUUGGUCCAAUCUACGAAGCGUCAUCUCAGGGUUCUUGCUGAGGACCGAUUGUUGACUGAAUUCCAGCUUAGGACACUAUUUGCUGAAGUCGAAGCCAUCCUCAACAAUCGACCUCUUUGUGCUGUGUCUGAGGACAUCAAUGAUUUGGAGGCCUUGACACCGAACCAUUUGUUGCUGCAGCGGAAAGUGGCAGGUCUGCCACCAGGGGUGUUCACGAAGGAGGAUGGCCUCCGUAGGAAAGAAUAG